Molecule: messenger RNA, 1116 nt
Organism: Morchella importuna
Lineage: Eukaryota; Fungi; Ascomycota; Pezizomycetes; Pezizales; Morchellaceae
Exons: 2
Coding region: 1-1116 (371 amino acids)
Source: RefSeq, a predicted model, not a curated record
AUGCGGAGCCACACCUCCAUACUACGGCCCUUCCAGGGUAUAAAUAGGGCGCCCUCUUCCGCCCCCCAGAGCCCACAAAAUAUUAUAUGCUUCUGCCACCAGCGCACUCCAUUACCCGGUGCUCGCCUCUCAUCACCACGCACGCGCCUGCCAAUUGCAACCACCAGCAUCAACCGCCAUUCUAGGCUCCCCACCCCAUCCACCCCGCCCCUCCCCGCCGCUGCAAUGCCCGCCAUCAAGCAGGAACUACCCUCGUCCCCCCCGCACGUCAGCCCCUACUCCCUCCGCCAGCGCCGCAAGCCCCCCGCGCCCUCUUGGCUCCCCGAGCAAGGCCGCGGCCAUCUCUCGGAGCUGCCGCAAGCCCGGCGCGCCCCAAAACGACCCGCCGCCACGACGCUUGCCGCGCCGUUCCCCACAGUCAAGGAGGAAUUCACGAUCCUCGAGGACCCCCUUGCGCCGGCGUACUCCGAGGAGGACCAGCGGACGCUUGAAGAGGCGCGCUUCACGGUGCAGGAGGCGGAGCUGACAGCCGAGCUGGUCCAGGAGCUGGGGCUCUUUCCAGUGCAGAAGAAGAAGCAUGGGCGUAAGAAUGCUGCGCGGGCGAGGAGCGUGAUGGGGCGGUUGGAGAGGAUGGAGGCGUGUGCUCUGGCAUGGGGACAGCAGGGUCGGUGUUUAGGUGCUGAGCUUGGGACUGCGGGGGUGGUUUUGAAGGAGGUGGGGAUGUGGAAGCAGGCGCUGGAGGGUUGUGGGUGGGAGGAGUGGGAGGUGAGCGAUGAUGAGUAUCAGCGCCGGGGAAGGGCUGCCCUGGAGGAGCUGCUGGGGGAGGUUAGGUUGGUCAAAGAGAUGUUGCAGGUUGGGGGGCAGGGCAAGAAGGGAAACGCGGAGGAGAAGGUGAGAGCCUUGGCAAAAAGGUACUUGCAGGUGUUCCAUCUGCUGGCGUGUGGGUCUGGGCUGGACGGGACCCAGGGAGUCGAGAUGGAAGUAAUCAGGGGGCAGAUGGCCAUGCUGCCAACAGGGACGGAGAGAACAGCGGAGGACAUCCUUGCCCAGGAGGCGGCGUUCCUGUGCAGUGGAAUAAUCAAUGGCCCUGGGGAGGUAAAAAAGGAAGAGUUAUGA